Messenger RNA from Bombus pyrosoma, 6750 nucleotides. RefSeq names its product serine-rich adhesin for platelets-like. The transcript has 7 exons. The record is from RefSeq and is a predicted model, not a curated record. The coding region runs from base 511 to 4344 and encodes 1277 amino acids. NCBI's taxonomy places the organism in Eukaryota, Metazoa, Arthropoda, Insecta, Hymenoptera, Apidae.
GCAUCGCGUGCACCAGAUUAUUCAGUUGCAUCCUCCUUUUAUUUGGCGCGUUUUAUCAGUGCCGUUCACGUUUCUAAACUCGUUUGUAAAGCCGUUUGUAAAGCCGUUUCUGAACCGAUAACGUCCGAUAGAGAAGAAAUCACAACGGGGGUUAUCGUGUAUCGUCGUAGACACCCUUAAACCUUUUACGCUGCGACUUUCGAUCAUAAUAUCGAGCACUUUGCUGUUUGCUGCCAGAUUCGACUUUGCGUGCCACGUGCUGUUCGAUUCGUUCUUCUUCUUCUUCUUCUUCUUCUUCUUCUUCUUUUUCUUUUUCUUCUCCCUCUAAGAGGAGAAGGAGUUGAAGGUGAAGGGGAGGAAAAAUGCAAAGGAGUGUGAAAUUGGAGUGAAAGACCAGCGAGUGACUGACUGACUGGUGGUGGUGGUGGUGGUGGUGGUGGUGUAUAUACGCUGGAAAACAAGGGUCGAAGGAAAGGAGGAUUUCGCGAGGAAGGAGACGGCCAGGGAGAGAUGCAGUGGCGUCGACAGCGAAAGGUUAUCCACGUGAUCGGCUCCUCCAAACACGUUCUACUUUUAGCGAGGUACCAAGACGCUCCACCCGGCGAGGAGGACGAAGAAGAGGGAUUGCGAAACGGUUACGCGAAGAGACAGGAAAAUGACACGCACAGUUUCACCAGUAGGUUCGGACAGAGCGGGUACAAACCGCUCAGAGCCGGAAGUAGCAACGGUGGAGCUUACGCUGGUGCCACAGCUCGGCACAAGGACUAUUCGUCCGGCUCAACGUCCCAACCCAAGAUUAUCUUCAACGAGGAUGAGUACACGAGGAUCACGACACCGAGGCAGGAUAUGCUGUUCAAAAAGGGUUAUCUGUCGAAGAAGAAGCCGUGGACUGGGAACGCGAACACCAGCGCGACAUCCUCGACCACCGAGAGCCAAUCGGCGUCGCAUUCCACCGCAGGUAGAGAUGGCAGUGAAACGACAGAGGAUCAACAGCUAUUAGACAGGGACUGCGGUACCGGUGAGUAUGUGCCGGUGAUGGACUCGAACACGCAGUUAGGAUAUGGGACGUUUUACGACCACGUGGGUGGUUACUAUUACGAGUAUCCUGUGAUGCUGGUCGGUCCUGCUCCGAUGACAGCGCAGGUUGCGCCCAGCGUCCUGGCGGCCAUGCCUUGUGCACCGGUACCUCUUAGGCCGAUCGAGUGGGUCAAUUCGACGAUCGUACCCAAACUGCCUGGUGAACCCUACUGUAUCAUGAAUUACGAGAACAAUCAAUGUAUGGAAGAGAAUACGACGGUGGUAGUGGAAGAGCAAGAGGAUACGAUUCCACCAAUUGAGAGUACCAGCAGAAUGUGGAACGAGAAUGGGACAAGGAGCAUCAAUUACGGUGGUAGCGUAGGUGGGGAAAUGGACGACGAGCAAUCUGUAUCUUUUAUCAAUGCGAAGGAAGAACAACAGGUCGGCGAACAAGAGGAGGAAAGGCUGGAGGAACAAUACGAGGACGAACAACAGCCGGAAGAACAGCCUUUGGAGAACGGGAUGAACGGUGGUGCCUACUUUGAUCCGAUGAUGAUACAGGAUCCGGUACACGUUUCGAACGUGAUACCAACGGUUCCUCAGCCUUACAUGUAUCCCGGCCACUACAUGUUUGGUCCUCCUUUGGUCAACAUAAAUGGUGUAACGGUACAGGGCGGGCUAAUGAUCAGAACUACGGACUUUGCCACCAUGUCAGCGGCCAUGUCAGCGGCCUGCGCCAAGCGAAAGAAGAAAAAAAAGAGAAGGAGGCAGAGAAGAUUUACCACGGGUAACACGGAAGACGAGGAGGAAGGAGAGUACAGUUCCGAGUGUGAUACCGGCCUACCGUCUUCCGAACUGCCCUGGACGGUGUGUUCAACCACGGUCACGACCACGACCACGACCACGACCACGACCAUAACCAGCAGUCGGCCGCUGAACCCCGAGUGUCAGGAGUUUCAGCUGCGACGUACCGUUGAACCACGUACCCCGUUACCCGUUGUUCCAGCAUCCGCUAACAACACACCUACGUCCGAGACCAGCUCGACGAUAAAUCAACCGAGUGCGUUAUCGUCGGAUGCUAACUUGGUAGACGACGAGUCGAACGCGGUAUGCAACGGUGUCAUAUCGGACGACUCGAAGAAUCAAAACGACGAAUUGUCUGAUAACGGCAAGUCUGACCAGCAACUAGAACCGACAUCAACUUCGUUAGGAAACAGUCGAUCGAAAUCGCUAGAUACGUUUACCAGUUCAGAUAACGAAUCGAAUAGACUGACCAACUGCCUCCCAGCGGACGAGGAGGCAGCUCCUUCGACAGACGAGGUCGUGAACGAAGCGACUGACGUCGACAAACUGCCAAGCAUUACCGAAGCAGCGAAUAACGAUUGUCCGAGUGCCAACGAGACAUGCGAGCGACCGAGCAACGAAAUGAACGGAGAGACCUUAACGAACGGAAACCUGGACUCCGACUCGAGCAGCAAGAGCGCAUCGAUGACCACGUCGAGGCCGUUGUCCCCUGUGUUUAACGAGGAAAAGACGAGAUCCGGAUCGAUCACGCCGAAGAGCGUGGAGGAUCAGAAUCACGAAUCUUUAUCGAGCAGCAAAUCAUCGUCGUCGAUUAGUCUAUCCAAGAGGAAGUACAGCGCGAAGGGUAGCAAGUUCGUGAGGGAACCGACACCUGGUCCGGACCUAAACAGCACCACGGAGCCAGAGAACGAAACGAAGAUACACGAUCUGACUCAGAAUCUGCGAAAGAUCGAUCUGUCGAACGAUACAAAGCUAGACUCCAAGUUCGAAUCUCAUGAUAACAAAGCGAUGAAAGUGGAUCCGGUGUCGAGUAAGUUCGGAACGAAGGCAGCAGCGUGCAAUCUCUUAAAUAAGGAGACUAUCGAGGCGACGAACGAAGACUCUGGCUUCGAGAGCCAGACGCAACUAUCCGAUUAUCCGAUCACGCAGGCGGUGACGGAGUGGCUACGCAAAGAGAAGUCGCCGGAUUUGUUCAUUGCGUCGGCCAUUUCGAUGGAUUGCGAGGAGGACGAGGACGAUAUGGACCAAGAGCCGUCAAAAAACUUGCAAAGCAACCCCAUACUUGCACUAUCUGCUAGUAGCGGUGCGGACAAUACGGCAUUGUCGCGCGCAGCUAUCUGCAGGGAAUUCGCAGGGCUCGGUAACAUCAAGAGUGGACAAGAGCAACAACAGCCGGAUGGUAGCAACAACAGUGGUGCUUCGAGAAGGAAGAAGGACGCGAAGAGGAGGUCGGAGGAACGGAGACGAGUGGCAAGGCACGUGGUAAUUGGCAAGGUGGACCACGAGAUGGUGUCCUCGUCAGAUUCUUGCGGCCAACAGGAGAACUUAACGAACAUCACGAGGAGGAAGAAUCUGGCUAAACAACAGCAACAGGAUGUUGUUGAUGAUAUUUGCGAAUUUACUGAGAAGGAUAGCGUUGCGGGUGUGAGGGUUGCUUCAAGUUCUCGGAUAGACUCGAAGAGAGUCAAUGCAAGGCGAACGAAAAGACAAGGGAAAUCGCACGCGCGGAAUCCCUCCGAUAAUAUCGAUGCGAAGAUUCGAUGUACAGAGGAUGUGGAUGACGAGGACGACGAUGGGAUUGUCGAGGACACGAUGAACGUGAGGACCUUCGAAAAAGGAGAGAUCAUAGUCUCGGAAGAUGGGAAGUUGUUAACGUCUUCCACGUACGAACCGAGCCCACGAAAAUGUCACGAUGCUGCCACGGCGAUCAAAGCCCCUAACAGGAGCGAAACGGGUAAACAAACGACGGAGAGGAAGAUAGAGGAGGAGCGAAAGAGGAGCGGUAGCAUCGAGGACGAAAAGAGUGGUAGCGGAAUAGAUUCCUUGGACAGCAUAGAAGAGCCUGACGUGUUAGAAUGCUGGGAAACUGAGAUCGUCGAGCCUCUGGUAACUCCCAAGAGAGUGUUACAAAGCGAGGGAAUAGUAUGCGAAGGAGAAGCUGCGGAGGACGAUACCGUCGAGGUUGAACAGGUUAUCGUGGACUACGUGCAGAAAUAUUAUCGAUUGGCACGCGAGAGCGCUACCAGCAUAGAGGAGAUCAGUUUGAAAGCAGAUCCGCCAACUUCGUCGAAAACAGUGCCAAAUAUGUCUGAGCGGAAGGAAGAGAUUCCAGCGCAGAAGGAGCCCGUUAAAGACAAAGGCGACAUGCCUAUCGACGAAGCUUUUGAAGUAUAUGAAAGCUGUUACACCGGCAACUCACCGUUUCUAGCAAUGGAUUCAAAAGUUUUUAAAUUACGAACGUUGUACGGUCAGGAAGGCGAGACUCCAAUACCAUGCAAGACGGUUUGUUGCCAGAUUCAAUAAUUUUUACCGACAGCCUCGUUUACAAACAUAAACCUCCACAGGGACAUUUUUAAGGUACCGAUGUCAAGGCCGUCCUCUUCUAAGUAUCAUAAGCCUCUGACAUUGUACUCUUCGCUGAUUUAUAUAUAUAUAUAUAUAUAUCUCGCGUACACGUUUUCACGAAGAACGUGUGUAUCCAUCGUACUGUCGUUAUAUUUUUCAUUAAUAUUAAUAUUAUUAUUAUUAUUAUUAUUAUUAUUAUUAUUAUUAUUAUUAAUAUGCGUUCGGUAGUUGCGUCGAGGGAACUAUCGAAAGAUAAGAGAUACGAAAGGAAAUUAACCCUGUGGAUCGACAUCGAGUGCGCAAGUUUGUCGAAAGUUAGAGGCAUGCUCAAAGGCAACGGAUAAUAAUAUAAUGAAAAGCCUACGUAUCGCUAUUCAUUUUUGUAAAUAGCUUUUAAGAGGUCGCUCUCGCAAAUCGUGUUUCAUGGAUGAUUUUCGUUGAGAUGUUAUAUGCAUGAGAGAGCGUAUAUUACUUAUACAUAUGAUACUGUUGACAUUAUCGUCAAUACGUAAAUCGGUGCACAUAUUCUUUUUUUUCCUUUCUUUCUCAUGCUCAUUCUCUUCUUCAUUUCUCAUCUUCUUUUCUUCUGUUCUUUAAAUUUUACCAAAUGAAGAGGUUCGUUAUACAAUACGAUAUAUCGUUUAAAAGAAAUCGAGCUUAUUGAAAUUCAAAGAAUAUAAUCGCUGCUUUGGAUUGUAUAAAUGCAAUGAACUGUCAAGUCUGAAAUCUACGAAAUAGAGAAAACAAGCAUACGGCAACAACAGAAAUAUGAUCAAAACAUACUACGUUACAUCGUUGUUUCUGUUCUCGGUCUAAUACUUUAUAGAUAUUACGCACCCGCGCGCGCGCACACACACACACACACACACACACACAAACACAUACACACAGCAAGUAUAUUACAUCAAAAUGACUAAGGCAUAUUUUUUACAAAACUAAUUCCGUAAAAUUUAAAACGUAAGUUUUAAAGGACGAAAACUUAAAAAAAAAGAAAAAGAAGCACACUAGUAUAUCGUUCCACGCACCACGUAGCCUUAAAUAGCCUUUCGCAUAGGAAAGUUACAGCUGCUUCUAAAACCAUGAUGUGCACCGAUCGUUUCGAAAGAUUCCUAAGUGAGCAGAAGUCGUACUACCCUUUGGGGGAUUCAAGGACGAUUCAGUAAUCGAGCUACGCUUUACGUAAAUAUUACGACAGUCAUACAGAAUACAGUAAUAACGAGCUAAGCAAAGGAUAUAGUUGUUCAAGAGGAAAUGAAUUGGUAAAAGAAGGAAACUAUUUAACUGUACGAGGCUGUAGCUGUUACGAGGUAAUGUAAGAUGUAUAUAGAUAAACUUAACGAGAAGAAUUAUUAAACUCUAUUGGUUUUCAUUGAACGGGUAAAAGAAAUAUAAGGUGGAGCAUGUUGUUUCGUAAUAGAUAUUUUGAAUUUGAAAUAGAACAGAUUUUACUCAUACACAUAAAUGUACACGGUACAGAAAUUGCACUUGUUACGACAUAGUUCAUGCUUUAGUUGAGUUGUGUCAAGUAGAUCGAAUACCUCAGUUUGCAUAUUAUGUAAGUUGUUCGAUAGACGUGGUUCGUGAAAAAAUCAUAUAUAUACAUAUAUAUAUAUAUAUAUAUACACACACACACCCCAUAUCAUAAGAUACCUGUAUAUACAAAACUACUCAUCAUCCAGUCAUUAUUAGUAACACCAAGUAUGAUAAUAAUAAUAUUAAUUAUUAAUAAUACUGAUAAUAAUAAUAAUAAAACUAUUAUCACAACAGCAAUAUAGGCACAAUAGUUCCUGCGAAGCUUUAGAUUCCAUAGGCAUUAUAUACGUAAACACAAUAUCCAGGAAGAUCCAUACACUGAUAGAAAUUCAUUGACAUCCAGUGGCACUUAAAGAUAGAUAUAUCGCUAUAUUAAAUACGCGUUGCAUCAAUUGUGUGCCUUAUUCCGCGGCUAUCAUUUUUGUAAGCAUUUCACAGUAUUCUCUUCGACGAGAGGGUAACGGCUAUCGAGUGAUUUAUGUAACAGAUAAAAUUUUGUGAAAUCGUAAAAUGACGAUGCGGAGCUGUUGUUAAGUUCCAUAACAAUUAUGACGAUGCUGAUGAUGAUGAUGAUGAUCCUUUUAUCUAGGCAUGCAUACAAAACGGAUAUAUUGAUUUUUUCAUACAUCAACUAAAACAUGUUCAUCGAGUAUUUACAACUGAUGUGCAUACAUUCAUAAGCAUGAAAGCAUUAACAUUGCAUCUUACACGAGACAUGUUAUCGCAUACUUACAUUUUAGGCGAAUUAAAGCAAGCGUGUAAGGAACAAAUGUACUUGAAUUUUGCUGUUUGUUUUCGCUUAAAAAAUAAUGAAUAAAAUGUUUCAAUUAA